AUGGAGGCAUUACUUAAAGAGUACAUGGCAAGGAAUGACUCGCUCAUUCAGGGUCAAGCAGCUCUCCUCCAGAGUCAAGCUGCAUCGUUGAGGACCUUGGAAAAUCAAGUGGGGCAGUUGGCUAAUGUUCUCAGUAAUAGACCCCAAGGAUCGCUUCCGAGCGAUACGGAAAACCCAAGAAGAGAUGGUAAGGAACAGUGUAAGGAGCAUUGCAAAGCUAUCACACUUCGGAAUGGUAGAGAAAUUGAACAACCAACUCGACAGACUGCAGCAACAGAGCACUCUUCGAUCCAAACCCAGGAAGUCCAGCAACCACCAGCUGAAUCAGAACAGGAUGUGAUCGACCAGGAUGCUACACUUCAUAUCAACAUUCCACUCGUGGAGGCAUUGGAGCAAAUGCCGAGUUAUGUUAAGUUCAUGAAGGUUAUCCUCUCAAAGAAACGAAGGCUAGGUGAAUUUGAGACGGUGGCACUAACCGAAGAAUGCAGUGCAAUCUUGAAGAAUCGGCUGCCACCCAAGUUGAAGGAUCCUGGUAGCUUCACCAUACCGUGCUCCAUUGGAGAUCAAUACAUCGGAAAAGCUUUGUGUGACUUGGGGGCGAGCAUUAAUCUAAUGCCAAUGUCCAUUUUCAGAAAGCUGGGAAUAGGUGAAGCGAGACCCACCACUGUUACAUUGCAGCUAGCCGACAGGUCUUAUGCUCACCCAGAGGGAAAAAUAGAGGACGUCCUAGUACGGGUGGACAAAUUUAUAUUUCCAGCCGACUUCAUCGUGUUGGACUAUGAAGCGGAUAAGGAGGUACCGAUUAUCUUGGGGAGACCCUUCUUAGCUACAGGCAGGACGUUGAUAGAUGUUCAAAAAGGAGAGUUGACAAUGAGGGUCCACGAUCAACAAGUCGCUUUCAAUGUGUUCAAAGCGAUGCGUUUCACUGAUGAGGUGGAGGAAUGUUCAGCAAUGAACAUUUUGGAUUCAUUAGUGGCAGCAGAGUUUGAAAAGACAUGUGCUGAGAAAUUGAUGACAGAGGAGGACGUGAUUGAUUCAGAGAUUAAUGAGGACAACAAUGAUAAACAAGUAUCAUGGUUGGAGGGUAGGCAUGCAGCAACAAAGUCUAGGAGGCAUUUCGAGUCGUUGGACUUGUCAACAAAGCCUUUAAGGCAGCAUAAGCCCUCAGUGGAAGAGCCCCCCAUUUUGGAACUAAGACCCUUACCGGCACACUUGAGGUACGCUUAUUUGGGUGAUUCCGAUACUCUUCCUGUAAUUAUUGCCUCUGGAUUAAAUGACAUGCAAGAAAUACAACUACUGGAGGUGUUAAAAAAGUUCAAACGUGCAAUUGGGUGGACCAUCGCUGAUAUAAAAGGAAUCAGCCCAUCAAUCUGCAUGCAUAAAAUUUUGCUACAGGAAUGCUGCAGCAAUUCAGUAGAGUAG
This is a messenger RNA of Morus notabilis, 1422 nucleotides long. RefSeq lists its product as uncharacterized. Bases 1 to 1422 code for a protein of 473 amino acids. The record is from RefSeq and is a predicted model, not a curated record. The transcript has 2 exons. NCBI's taxonomy places the organism in Eukaryota, Viridiplantae, Streptophyta, Magnoliopsida, Rosales, Moraceae.